UAGUUUUUGUUUUGCUUGUCAGAUUAAUUUUCUCUUGUAUCUGGUUUUUGUUUCCUCUUUAGGUGUUUUGGCUCAAGUAUUGUCAGUCUUGACUGUUUAGUGUAAAAUGAGGGAAUGCAUUUCCGUUCACAUUGGCCAAGCUGGUAUUCAGAUGGGCAAUGCAUGCUGGGAGCUGUAUUGCCUUGAACAUGGUCUGCAGCCUGAUGGAACAAUUGCAGCAGGUGGCUCUAGCCAGACAGAUUCUUCCUUUGGAACUUUUUUUAGUGAAACUGGUGCAGGUAAAUUUGUCCCAAGAGCUGUUUUCAUAGACCUGGAGCCCACUGUUGUAGAUGAAAUUCGAAAUGGGCACUACAGACAGUUGUACCACCCAGAGCAGCUAAUCAGUGGUAAGGAGGACGCUGCCAAUAACUAUGCUCGUGGCCAUUACACAAUAGGCAAGGAGAUCGUGGACUCUGUACUUGAUCGUAUGCGCAAAAUGGCUGACCAGUGCACUGGGCUUCAGGGCUUCCUCAUCUUCCACAGUUUUGGUGGAGGGACAGGAUCUGGCUUCACCUCCUUGCUGAUGGAGCGUCUUUCUGUGGACUAUGGCAAGAAGUCCAAGCUGGAGUUCUCGGUCUACCCAGCCCCCCAGGUAUCCACAGCAGUGGUGGAGCCCUACAACUCAAUCCUGACAACCCAUACUACUCUGGAACACUCGGAUUGCUCUUUCAUGGUGGACAAUGAGGCCAUCUUUGACAUCUGCAUGCGCAACCUCAAUGUUGAGCGUCCUUCUUACACCAACCUCAACCGGUUGAUUGCCCAGAUUGUGUCCUCAAUCACAGCUUCCCUGCGCUUUGAUGGUGCUCUGAAUGUCGACCUCACAGAGUUCCAGACAAACCUAGUGCCCUACCCUCGCAUCCACUUCCCCUUGGUGACCUAUGCUCCCAUAAUUUCUGCUGAGAAAGCAUACCACGAACAGCUGUCUGUGCCUGAGAUCACUAAUGCCUGUUUCGAGCCUGCUAACCAGAUGGUGAAGUGUGACCCCCGCCGCGGCAAGUACAUGGCCUGCUGCCUGCUGUACCGAGGCGAUGUGGUGCCGAAGGAUGUCAACGCUGCCAUCGCCAACAUCAAGACUCGCCGCUCCAUCCAGUUUGUGGACUGGUGUCCCACAGGCUUUAAAGUGGGUAUCAACUAUCAGCCACCAACUGUGGUGCCCGGUGGAGAUCUAGCCAAGGUCCAGAGGGCUGUGUGCAUGCUGAGCAACACCACUGCCAUCGCAGAGGCCUGGAGCCGCUUGGAUCACAAGUUCGACCUCAUGUAUGCGAAGCGCGCCUUCGUUCACUGGUAUGUCGGGGAGGGCAUGGAGGAAGGGGAGUUCUCCGAGGCCCGGGAAGACAUGGCAGCCCUCGAGAAGGAUUAUGAGGAAGUAGGUGCUGAUUCUGCAGACUGUGGUGAGGAAGAAGAGGAGGAAUAUUAAUGUGACCUGUUGACAUCUUUCAUGGAGUGUCUAAAUAAAUGCAUUUAAAACAUCA
Paramormyrops kingsleyae is the source of this 1511-nucleotide messenger RNA. Its product is annotated as tubulin alpha-1C chain-like. Gene Ontology annotation, molecular function: structural constituent of cytoskeleton; GTP binding. Gene Ontology annotation, cellular component: microtubule. Gene Ontology annotation, biological process: microtubule-based process. The record is from RefSeq and is a predicted model, not a curated record. NCBI's taxonomy places the organism in Eukaryota, Metazoa, Chordata, Actinopteri, Osteoglossiformes, Mormyridae.